Molecule: messenger RNA, 3703 nt
Organism: Arvicanthis niloticus (Nile rat)
Lineage: Eukaryota; Metazoa; Chordata; Mammalia; Rodentia; Muridae
Source: RefSeq, a predicted model, not a curated record
GCCUGCAGCCACUCGGGCUGGCACUCCCAGAAGCCGCCCCAUGGAGCACUCUCCAGAAGAGGGCGCCGGCCCCGAGCCUUCAGGGCAGCCCCCUGCUACGGACUCCACGCGGGACGGGGAAUCCGGGGUCCCACCUGCCGGCCCAGGUGCGGCGAGCGAGGCCCUGGCUGUGCUGACUUCCUUUGGGCGCCGCUUGUUGGUGCUGGUGCCGGUGUACCUGGCAGGGGCAGCGGGUCUUAGCGUGGGUUUUGUGCUUUUCGGCCUCGCCCUCUACCUGGGCUGGCGCCGGGUCCGUGAUGGGAAAGAACGCAGCCUGAGGGCAGCGAGGCAGCUGCUGGAUGAUGAGGAGCGGAUCACGGCAGAAACGCUUUAUAUGAGCCACCGGGAACUACCUGCCUGGGUCAGCUUCCCAGAUGUAGAAAAGGCGGAAUGGCUGAACAAGAUUGUUGCUCAAGUGUGGCCCUUCCUAGGCCAGUAUAUGGAGAAGCUUCUGGCUGAAACGGUGGCCCCAGCUGUCCGGGGAGCUAACCCCCAUCUGCAGACAUUCACGUUUACACGCGUGGAGCUGGGUGAAAAGCCAGUACGAAUCAUUGGCGUCAAGGUUCACCCUAGUCAGAGAAAAGAUCAGAUUCUACUGGACUUGAAUGUCAGCUACGUAGGUGAUGUACAGAUUGAUGUGGAGGUGAAGAAAUACUUCUGCAAAGCCGGAGUCAAGGGCAUGCAGCUCCACGGCGUCUUGCGGGUGAUCCUUGAGCCACUCACAGGAGACCUUCCUAUUGUGGGGGCUGUGUCCAUGUUCUUUAUCAAACGCCCGACACUUGACAUCAACUGGACAGGGAUGACCAACCUGCUGGAUAUCCCAGGACUCAGUUCACUCUCUGACACCAUGAUCAUGGACUCCAUUGCUGCCUUCCUUGUGCUCCCUAACCGACUGUUGGUGCCCCUUGUGCCUGACCUUCAAGAUGUGGCCCAGCUGCGGUCCCCACUACCCAGGGGCAUUAUCCGGAUUCACCUGCUGGCAGCCCGAGGUCUGAGUUCCAAGGACAAGUAUGUGAAAGGCCUGAUUGAGGGUAAAUCAGAUCCCUAUGCCCUUGUUCGAGUGGGCACCCAGACGUUCUGCAGCCGUGUCAUAGAUGAAGAUCUCAACCCUCACUGGGGGGAGACGUAUGAGGUGAUAGUCCAUGAGGUUCCAGGACAGGAGAUCGAGGUGGAGGUAUUUGACAAGGAUCCAGACAAAGAUGAUUUUCUGGGAAGAAUGAAGCUGGAUGUAGGAAAAGUAUUACAGGCUGGAGUCCUGGAUAGUUGGUACCCUCUACAAGGUGGGCAAGGCCAAGUUCACUUGAGGCUAGAAUGGCUAUCACUUCUGCCAGAUGCAGAGAAGCUGGAUCAGGUUCUCCAGUGGAAUCGGGGCAUCACUUCUCGGCCAGAGCCCCCAUCAGCUGCCAUCCUUGUUGUCUACUUGGAUCGAGCCCAGGAUCUUCCUCUGAAGAAAGGCAACAAGGAGCCCAACCCCAUGGUGCAACUGUCAGUUCAGGAUGUGACCCAGGAGAGCAAGGCUACCUACAACACCAACAGCCCAGUGUGGGAAGAAGCUUUCCGAUUUUUCCUGCAAGACCCUCGAAGCCAGGAGCUUGAUGUGCAGGUGAAGGACGACUCCAGGGCCCUGACUUUAGGGGCCCUGACUCUCCCUCUUGCUCGCCUGUUGACUGCCUCUGAACUCACCCUGGACCAGUGGUUCCAGCUCAGCGGCUCAGGCCCAAACUCCAGGCUCUACAUGAAACUGGUCAUGCGGAUCUUAUACUUAGAUUACUCGGAAAUCCACUUCCCCACGGUGCCUGGUACCCAGGAUUGGGACAGUGAGAGCCCAGACACAGGCAGCAGUGUGGAUGCCCCACCUCGGCCCUAUCACACAACUCCUAACAGCCACUUUGGGACUGAGAAUGUUCUUCGGAUCCAUGUAUUAGAAGCUCAGGACCUAAUUGCCAAAGACCGUUUCUUGGGGGGACUGGUGAAGGGCAAAUCAGACCCCUACGUCAAACUGAAGGUGGCAGGAAGAAGCUUCCGGACCCAUGUUGUUCGGGAAGAUCUCAAUCCCCGCUGGAAUGAGGUUUUUGAGGUGAUUGUCACAUCAAUCCCUGGCCAAGAGCUUGAGAUUGAGGUCUUUGAUAAGGACUUGGACAAAGAUGACUUUUUGGGCAGGUAUAAAGUGAGUCUCACUACAGUGCUCAACAGUGGCUUUCUUGAUGAGUGGCUGACCCUGGAGGAUGUCCCAUCUGGGCGCCUGCACUUGCGCCUGGAGCGUCUGACCCCUAGACCAACUGCUGCCGAGUUAGAGGAGGUGCUGCAAGUGAACAGCCUGAUCCAGACUCAGAAGAGCUCAGAGCUGGCAGCAGCCCUGCUGUCCGUCUACCUGGAGCGGGCAGAGGAUCUGCCGCUCCGAAAAGGCACCAAGCAUCCCAGCCCUUAUGCCACUCUCACCGUGGGAGAGAUUUCCCAUAAAACCAAGACUGUCUCCCAGACUUCAGCCCCUGUCUGGGAGGAGAGCGCCUCCUUUCUCAUCAGGAAGCCACAUACUGAGAGCCUGGAAUUGCAGGUCCGGGGUGAAGGGACCGGCACCCUGGGCUCCGUAUCCCUGCCUCUCUCUGAGCUCCUCCAGGCGGAACAACUCUGCCUGGACCACUGGUUUGCACUCAGCGGUCAGGGCCAGGUGCUAAUGAGAGCGCAGCUAGGGAUCCUGGUAUCCCAGCACUCGGGAGUGGAAGCCCAUAGCCACAGCUAUAGCCACAGCUCCUCCUCGCUCAACGAAGAACCCGAGGCCCUAGGGGGAGCCACUCACACCGCCUCCCCAGUCCCAGAGGUUAGGCAUCGCCUAACCCAUGGUGACAGUCCCUCUGAGGCUCCUGUGGGGCCCCUGGGCCAGGUGAAGCUGACAGUGUGGUACCACAGUGACGAACAAAAGCUUAUCAGCAUCGUCCAUAGCUGCCGGGCCCUUCGACAAAAUGGACGUGAUCUCCCAGACCCCUAUGUGUCGAUGCUGCUGCUCCCAGACAAGAACCGAAGCACCAAGAGGAAGACCCCACAGAAGAAGAGGACCCUCAAUCCUGAGUUCAAUGAACGGUUUGAGUGGGAUCUGCCCCUGGAUGGGACUCUCAGGCGGAAGCUCGAUGUCUCUGUGAAGUCAAACUCCUCCUUCAUGUCCAGAGAGCGUGAGCUUCUGGGGAAGGUGCAGCUGGAUCUAGCAGAGAUAGACCUUUCCCAGGGUGCAGCCCAGUGGUACGAUCUGAUGGAUGACAGAGAAAAGGGCGGUUCCUAGGAGCUGAGGGAUGACAACCUGGCACUGCUUGGUCUUCUUGCCUCUUGCCCCAGUGUGAAGAGCCUCCACAGCGCGGCUCUAGGGCUGAGCCUAAGCCCUUUUGCCUUCUGGGCCCGAAUAAGGGUCUUUGCCUGACCAAAGAGGAUCACCUUACCCCUCACUGCACGGCCUUUAUCCUGCAGGCUCCCAGGGCAGGGACUUGAGCUGGCUAUUUCCUGUUCUGCCUGCACCUCCUCCUCCUUCCCACUCCUCAGGGCCUCACGCACCUGUGCCUGGCCGCUGGCAGCACUAGCAGUGGCAUUCUGCUCAUGCCAAAUGCAGCUUUUGGAAAGCUUUUUUUUUUUUUUUUUUUUUUUUUUUAACAUAAUAAAAAAUAUACAGAAAACAGUG